GCUGUGUUAGCUUGGCCAAGACAACAACUGCGGAAUCUGCCAAGCACAACAUCCCAAAUACUACUUUUUCCUAAUCCUCUUUUCUUCUAGUUGUAAUUCAUUUUCUUUUUUUUUUUAAAUUAUUAUUGUUUCUGCAGGACAGACGCUUUACAUUUAAGCAGAUAUCGGCAGAUUAAAAGGAACCCAUAAUGAGUGGCUUGAGUCCCUUCAGUUUGUUAAUUUUUAUUUUCAUCUACUGUCUCACGGUAUAUGCUGCAACAGCUAUGAGCCUGGCUCAGGCAUGUAUGGAAUCACCCAGUAUGUGCGAAAGUAUCUCGCUUUCUCAUUUAAGUUCUGAAGAAGGAUUAAAGAGCAAACGCUUUCUUCGUCCAGGAAGAGCUCUUUCUGGAGAUGCUUUCUUGAGAUUUGGUAAGAAUGGUCUAAAUUUACCAUUCGAAGAUAAACGAUUCCUUCGAUUUGGUAGAACUGAUCGUCAAUUUGAAGAUAUGCUAAAGGAAGUUUUACAGAGAGCUGAAAACGUUGACAAUAGACAAAAGAGAUCCACUGACAACAUUCCUCAAAGCUCAGUUCAAGAUGACAGUUCGAAAAUUACGAAGAGAAAUGCUGACGCCAGUGAUAACGGAAUGGACAAGAGGUUUAUGAAAUUUGGUAAAUCCGGUGAUCUUCCUUACGUCAAUGAGUGGAGUGACAAGCGUUUCAUGAGAUUCGGUCGGGAACCUGACAAGCGAUUCAUGCGAUUUGGAAAAUCUGAUGAUAAACGAUUCAUGCGCUUUGGUAGAAACCCAAAUGAACUUGAAGAUAGACUCGAAGAAGGAAAACGCUUUAUGAGAUUUGGACGGGGCAAUGAGGAAGAAGAAAAACGGUUUAUGAGGUUUGGACGAGAUCCUGACAGUAAGUUAAUGGGUUAUGGUAAUAGUGAGGAAGAAAAACGCUUUAUGCGCUUUGGUAGAAUGUCAGACGAAGCUGAUGCUCAAAAAAGGUUCAUGAGAUUUGGCCGAAGUGUUGAUGAUGACAAGGCGAACAGGUUGAAAAAAUCAAACGAUCAGCUUCGUACGAUAAGAAUGGGACGUAGCGUUGAUGAUAAAAAGGUGAACAGCGCUAAUGGGGAUGCGUACCUAAGAAUUGGACAAAGUGAUGAAUAAGAUGUUGGUACGUUGAGCAGGCUGACGGGAUCCGUCCCAUCUUUGGAAAUAAGAAAAUCAACUUUUUUCAAAACAAAUAACUGCAGUAACAACAACAAGGAGCAACAUCAGCAAGAAUAUGAGUAGGAACAAAUAGAAUAUCAAUACAACAACAACAAUACCAAUCAGAUUUUGUGAUCAUAUCUUGAACGUUGUGUUUACAUCUAUCAUAAAACAUCUGUUGGAGAGUAACGAACUGCUUGUUUAGGAGGAAACAUUUUGAUUUCUAUAUGACCAGUUCUAAUUGAAAAGAAAGAAAGAAGGACAUUAUAAAUUCAUCAACAACUCAACUCUCUUAUGGUGGUAGUUGGUAUAUUUCUCUAUAUUGUACAAUUUAUAUAAAACUGGAUCGAUAGAUCCUCGUCGUAUCCAGAAAUUCAGGACUUAUACCAGCCUUCAAUGUAGAGCUUUCUUCAGCAUGCUUCAUCACUAUGUGUAUAUAUGUAUAUGUGUAUAUGUGUUUAUGUAUACAUUUGUCGAAAACCCCACUCUAUAUAUAUACCACUGUAUAUUUAUGUUCGUGGUUAUGUAUGUGCAUGUAUGUUAUAUAUAUAUAUACAUAUUUAUAUAUGUACAUACUAUCAUAUAUGUGCACUAGUUUGCAUACAUAACCCUCUCACAUAUGCAUCAAUAUGCAUCACAGACAAACAUAUAAAUAUAUAUACAUAGAAAAGAACCACCAAAUAGAGUGAGUUUGAUGAAAUGGUUUUAUGAAAAUUAAAUGUAAAUUUUGUGGAGAAUUAAAAUUUUAUUAUAUAUCCUU
Molecule: messenger RNA, 1944 nt
Organism: Octopus bimaculoides (California two-spot octopus)
Lineage: Eukaryota; Metazoa; Mollusca; Cephalopoda; Octopoda; Octopodidae
Product: FMRFamide-related neuropeptides
Biological process (GO): neuropeptide signaling pathway
Source: RefSeq, a predicted model, not a curated record